This is a messenger RNA of Aspergillus sclerotioniger CBS 115572, 1260 nucleotides long. RefSeq names its product Zn(II)2Cys6 transcription factor domain-containing protein. Gene Ontology annotation, molecular function: zinc ion binding; DNA-binding transcription factor activity, RNA polymerase II-specific. Bases 1 to 1260 code for a protein of 419 amino acids. The record is from RefSeq and is a predicted model, not a curated record. Lineage: Eukaryota; Fungi; Ascomycota; Eurotiomycetes; Eurotiales; Aspergillaceae. The transcript is spliced from 2 exons. Gene Ontology annotation, biological process: regulation of DNA-templated transcription.
AUGUUUUGCACGCUCAAAUACAACGAGACCGACGAUCGCUCCUCACUGGAGAGAACAUCUCCGCCAUUUCUGAAGCCAAAACGAAACCUGGGAAAGGUGGCAUGCAGAAAUUGUAGAUCGAGCAAGCUCAAAUGCACGGGCGAGCCUGAAGGGUGUCGACGCUGCGAGGCUCGCAAGAUCCCCUGCAGUUAUUCAGGGACAGCACAAUCUCGCGGCAGAGAUACCAGAAGUAUCCCUGACAAAAAUAAGGGCUUGCUGGCUGAAGGGGAGCGACAUGCGCUGGAUGUGUCUAUGGACAAUCUUCAGAAGCAGACAUACGAUCACCAGUACCCGACUGUUACCCUUGCUGAGCUAGAGUCCUUGUGUUCACUAGACUCAUGGGACACAUCGGACUCAUUUGAAGCGACUCAGGGAAGCACAGUCGGGCUUGACGGCGUGCCAAUCCUACAGAACACAAUGUCAGGGGAACCGCUGCUUUACAUGGACAGCCCAAAUCCCUUCUUUGCGACAGAAUGGUCAAUGGUUGGGUCCUCGUCACCAUCGGUAUCCCCAUACUCUUUUGACCACAAUUUCACGGUCCCAGUCGGAAAGGACACACCCCAGCCCGCGGUCUUUGUUGCCGGCGCAAAGCAUGACCACUCCUGCUUCACACCGGCAGUCCAAAUAUAUGAGAUGAUUGAGGUCAAUCUCGUCUGGGGCCCAAAGCGCGGUCAUAGAGAUGCGACCGGUGAUAUCCUCGAGCACCUCAAGCUAGCUUUAGUCGCUUGCGAGUCCUUACUAGAGUGCAAGCAAUGCACCAUGCGACACGAAUACGUCAUGCUCUUGAUUUCCAUGUGUCGAAAAAUAGCUGGGACAUUGGAGUCUGUCUAUCAUCGACCCCACCUUGCAUCCACUCCACAGAGGGACUCAAACUACCCACGACAGGGUCCGUCAUCGGCUGACAGAAUACCACUGCUCAGGCCGUCGUGGACCUCAGGGUCAGCGGGCUCGGACACCGGGCUCAUGGAGACCAGUGGCAGCGAUGGCAGCAAUACAAGUAGUCCGUGGGAUCAGUCACCUCAAGCUCACGGGCUCAAGGGCUGGUGUCUGGACGCCGAUGACCAACAUGUCAUGCUCCGAAGCCUCCUCCGAGCCCGGGCAGCAAGGUUGGAUGCAUUUGUAACUAGAUUGGACAAAGUGGUCCCCGAAGAAGGCUGGCCAGCACAUAGGGGAGGGACUCGGGAGUUGCAGGAACGCGUGAAGCGUAUUCUGUCUCUGUAG